AUGCUCGACCUUGGAGCCUCUAUUAACGUCCUACCAAAUUCUAUUUUCAAAAAACUUAAUGUAGGACCGUUAGAAAGGACCGGGGUGGUCAUUCAAUUGGCCGAUCGAUCCUUAGUAUACCCAAAGGGUGUAUUAGAGGAUGUUUUGGUCCAAGUGAAUGAAUUGGUAUUUACGGCUGAUUUCUAUGUGUUGGACAUGGAGGAUGAUGAUACUCCACACUCAAGUUCCAUUUUGUUAGGGAGGCCAUUUUUGAAAACUGCAAAAACAAAAAUUGAUGUCUAUAGUGGCACCCUAUCAAUGGAAUUUGAUGGAGAAGUUAUCAAUUUUAAUAUAUAUGAUGAUAUGCGUUACCCAAGUGAUGUUUCAUCUUUGAAUUGGUUAUAUGUUAUUGAACCCUUAUCUGAUGAUUGUUUUGAGUUAUCUAACCAUGAUGUUCUAGCGUUAGUGUUAAAUAGAAGCAUUGAUGAAGUUGCAGCAAAAGAACUUACUGAAAAGUUCAAGCUUGGGGAGGAUUUGAUGGAAGUAGUAGCGUUUAUGGUUGCACAAAAGAAAACCAAGUAUGAAGCACCAAAAACACUAUUACCAAUUACUAACCAAAAGCUUCUUCCAUCUAUUGUACAGGCACCGGAGUUAGAGUUGAAGACCCUCCCCGAUCACCUUAAAUAUGUGUAUCUUGGGGAGAAGGAUACAUUACCGGUAAUCAUAUCCAACAAGUUGACGAGCAGUUGA
Messenger RNA from Helianthus annuus (common sunflower), 729 nucleotides. RefSeq lists its product as uncharacterized. The transcript has a single exon. The record is from RefSeq and is a predicted model, not a curated record. The coding region runs from base 1 to 729 and encodes 242 amino acids. Lineage: Eukaryota; Viridiplantae; Streptophyta; Magnoliopsida; Asterales; Asteraceae.